GAAACGGCAGCGCGAAAGUACCUUUCUACCCACGCUGACGACCGCCAACCGAUCGACUCUCCUUCUUCCUACCGACUAAGGAAAGACAGCAGCAGCAACAGCUUUCCCCAGAACUCCCGUUGCCUGCAAUCAUGGCUGCUCUCAACAAGAUCGCGCCCAACAGCCCUUCCCGGCAAAAUCCUUCCGAGCUCGAGACCUCCCUCGCAGGUGCUCUCUCAGAUCUGGAGACCAACACCCCCGAUCUGAAGGCCGCCCUCAGGCCUUUGCAGUUUGUCUCUGCUCGUGAGAUCGAAGUCGGUCACGGAAAGAAGGCUAUUGUCAUCUUUGUCCCAGUCCCUCUUCUCCAAGGCUUCCACAAGGUCCAGCAACGUCUCACCCGUGAGCUCGAGAAAAAGUUUUCUGAUCGCCAUGUCCUAAUCCUCGCUUCCCGUCGCAUCCUGCCACGCCCCAAGCGCUCCGCCCGCUCCCGCACUUCCCAGACCCAGAAGCGGCCCCGAUCCCGCACUCUCACCGCUGUCCACGAGGCAAUCCUCACCGACAUCGUCUACCCUGUUGAGAUCGUCGGCAAGCGUCUGCGAACAAAGGAGGACGGCACGAAAGUUCUCAAGGUCAUCCUGCACGAGAAGGAGCGAGGUGGUGUUGACCACCGCCUGGACGCAUAUGGCGAGGUUUACCGGAGAUUGACUGGCCGUGGUGUCAAAUUCGAGUUCCCUCAAAGCAGUGCUACAGAGUUUUAGAGGACUGAGUAGAAAGAAAAUAAAAUGUUAAACGCAAAUUUUCUUCUUUUCAUUUCUCGUGCUUGGUUCUAUAAACGGAAUGUAACUGCGGGUAAAAAAGGUCUGGGGAACAAGGUCGUGGUGGAGCGUUGGGCCGUAUUUGUUGCCCGCUUCCUUCUUUUUCUCCGGUCAUGGAGGAAGGAAUGGGGGCAAUGAAAUAAAAUUAAUAGGUUCGGAAAUUUUGUCGUUUUUUUUAUGGGAAACGAAGCGAUGGGGUUUCCGCAAUCUUAGCAAAAUUUUAUGUCAUGUUUUCUUUUUGUUCUCUUUUGUUCCUUCUAUAUUUCAUGUUUUUAAUCUGCCUCUCUUAUCAUAUCUCUCUCCGCGUGUUUGUCUGCAUAAAUGAGCUUCUUUCACUGUACGGAAAAUACAUCGACGAAUCCUGAGGAAUUUGAGGAAAAGACAUGAAUGGAAAGGAGGUGUUCCUGUCCUUGCUACAAAUUUCCGUACCUUCGCUCUUGUUGACAAUAUUGCUGCUGCGGUAGGGCGAAAGGCUUGCGGCGUGGAGUAGAGGGUAAAAACGGAUAACAAAUAUAAAUAUGGCAUUGUAGGGCUGGU
Histoplasma capsulatum G186AR is the source of this 1331-nucleotide messenger RNA. RefSeq names its product 40S ribosomal protein S7E. The transcript has 3 exons. Gene Ontology annotation, cellular component: small-subunit processome; cytosolic small ribosomal subunit; ribosome. Bases 132 to 737 code for a protein of 201 amino acids. Lineage: Eukaryota; Fungi; Ascomycota; Eurotiomycetes; Onygenales; Ajellomycetaceae. Gene Ontology annotation, molecular function: structural constituent of ribosome. The record is from RefSeq and is a predicted model, not a curated record. Gene Ontology annotation, biological process: rRNA processing; translation; ribosomal small subunit biogenesis.